CCCCCAGAGGUCAUGACCAGAGCACAAGGCAGACACCCAACCGACUGAGCCACCCAGACCUCCCGCACCCGACGGAUGAUGUGAAAGACAUCAUAUCCCCAGCUUCUGAAGACCUGCCUCCUAAUGGCGCAAUGUUCGCUGGGAUUCGUAGUCCAGUAGCAGAAGCUAGGUGGGACGCGCAGUACCGGCACAGAUGACAGAGGAGGAAUCACCACGGUGUUGACCAAUGGACAGUGGGGGCCAGCCUGAGUGAUGUUCGCAAACCCAAAUGGUGAGCCAAUAAGCCUGAGUGACGUGUUCUUCAGCCUACGGAUGGCCUAUGGGGGCGGGGUGGUGAGCGGCAGCCGUAGUGCGAACCAUGGGAGGCGGCUGGUGGUGGGCUCGGGCCGCCCGACUGGCCCGGCUACGCUUCCGGGGGGCGCUGCUGCCGCCUCCACGGCCCCGGAGCGGGGGUGCCCGGGGGUCUUUCGCCCCCGGCCACGGCCCCCGCGCCGGGGCUUCGCCGCCCCCCGUGUCCGAGCUGGAUCGUGCGGACGCCUGGCUCCUCCGGAAGGCACACGAGACAGCCUUCCUCUCCUGGUUCCGCAAUGGCCUCCUGGCAUCCGGUAUCGGGGUCAUCUCCUUCAUGCAGAGUGACAUGGGUCGGGAAGCUGCUUAUGGCUUCUUCCUGCUGGGCGGCCUGUGUGUGGUGUGGGGAGGCUCCUCCUACGUGGUGGGCCUGGCGGCGCUGCGGGGACCCAUGCAGCUGUCGCUGGGUGGUGCGGCAGCGAGCGUGGGGGCCGUGCUGGCCGUAGGCUUGCUCUGGGCUUGUGCCGUCGGCCUCUACAUGGGUCAGCUGGAGCUGGACGUGGAACUGGUGCCCGAGGACGACGGGACAGCGGCUGCUGAAGGCCCCGAUGAAGCAGGCCGCCCACCACCAGAGUGAGUGGCUGGGCCACGGGGAAUGGCCGGGCGCUGGACGGCCGGGGGGCCUGAGGACCGAGACAUUAAAACCUGACCCUUCGCUGGC
Molecule: messenger RNA, 1009 nt
Organism: Neogale vison (American mink)
Lineage: Eukaryota; Metazoa; Chordata; Mammalia; Carnivora; Mustelidae
Gene: TMEM160
Product: transmembrane protein 160
Exons: 4
Coding region: 359-925 (188 amino acids)
Source: RefSeq, a predicted model, not a curated record